AUUUAACUUGAUGAAUCACAUUUUUUUUUUAUAAACUAUCGUCUAUUUUGUGUACACGCAAAAGCUGUCAACGGAAAAAUAUUGUUCUUUUUGUAUGAACGUGUGCAUUAGCCCAAAAGGUUAAUUAAGGAAUAAACGAAGGAGCUUAGUGUUGUCAUACAUUUCCAAGAUGAUUAAUAGUUGGAAAAUGUAGACAACGAACAAAAGCAUGUUCCAUGAAACUAGAAAAAAUUGAACUAACGGCUGAUUGUUCAAACCUAGGACUCACAAGAGUUCCGCAAAAUCUAAAUCAUACCAUUUUUGCGCUGGAUUUAAGUAAAAAUAAGAUUAAAAUCCUCAGGAACAAUUCCUUUGAAAGAUACACACAGUUAGCUGUUUUGACAAUUGAUAGCAACGACCUGUAUUUCCUGAAUGCUGAUACAUUCUUUGGAUUACACAAUUUAGUGAAAUUGUCUAUGAAUGAUAACAGGCUGAAUCUUUCGACAGCUUACUCUAAUGGAAUAUUUAGUCAUACCUCACAACUGCGAUAUCUGGAUAUCGGAAGCAACCAGGUAACAUCUCACAAAUAUACUGCACCGAUGAUUUAUCCGUAUUUCGGAGAUCUGAAAAAUUUACAAACUUUAUACUUGGAUCUUGUGAAUCUUCCAGUCUUUAACUCAAGUGGAUUACAAAAACUAAACAAACUUGAAACAGUUCGAUUUUCGAGCUGUACUCUUGAGGAAAUGCUUAAUGGUACUUUUGUUGACAUGCCACCUUCUGUAAAACAAGUAUAUCUCAAUAAUUGUGAAAAAGUGAAAAAAGUUGAAGCUAACUUUUUUAAGCCGUUUUGGAAUCUACAGGUUUUAGAACUUAGUAGCGUGUUCAUUCAUCUAUCGAGGGCAUUAGAACUUUUAUAUCCGUUUCAAAAUAAGAAUAUGACAUCUAUAGUAUUCAAAAGAGUAACUGUUGAUUUUCAGGAUUCGAACAAAUAUCCGUAUGCAGUCAGAGUCACAAGAAAAAUGAUGAAAUAAUUGCAAACUAUAUGUGUAGAUGAUUUAGUCUUAGCAGAAAGCGGUAUUGUUGAUUUUGAACCAGGCUCCUUGUUGACCUACAACCAUCCAGAAUGUUUCAAAAGAAUAGUUUUUACUGGGAACAGGUUUUCAAUGCGCGAUGGAAAAUCUAAGACAAUGGAAUUUAUUACUUUCCAGUCAAAAGUAAUUAACCUACGAGUAUUUGAUUAUUCAUACAACCCAAUUAAAUACUCAAAUAUCGACUAUGGUUCUGACUUUAUACAGAGUAACAAUAUUAGCUCAGGUGGAGAAUACCAAUACGAGACAACACAACACGAAAAUAACCCAUUAGUUGGACAAAACGUAUCACCGAAUAACGACCAAUAUAUUUAUACCUAUACGGUUUCAUUACCACCAAGCCUUGAAUCUCUUAGAUUUUCACAUUAUCUUACUCCAACGGAUAGUCGGAUUAACUUGAUGAUCAAACGAGCACAACAUUUGCGUCAUCUGGACGUGUCAUAUUUCCAAACGAGUUAUUUUCCGCAGAUAUAUUUUGAAGGUGACCACAAUAUUGAAUUCAUCAAUAUGUCUGGAAUUGAUGCAAAUCUUUACUGUUUGAAACAUUCAAAAGUCAAAAGUCUUUUUCAAAACCUAUCAGUGGCCGUCAUGCAAAACAUACAACUUGGGAAAGCUAUACUGAGCGGCUGUGACAUUUUCAGUCUUCUUCCAGUUAUAGAAAAUUUGGAUGUAUCUUCGAACAACAUGUGGUUUCUAUCUGAAAAUGCAUUUAUAUAUAACAAUGAGCUUAGAAUUCUGAACAUGAAGAUAAAUUCGUUCACCGAAAUACCGACAGCAGUAACUGCUUUGUCAAAUUUAGAAUUUCUCGAUCUUAGGAACAACUAUAUCCAGUCUAUUAAUGAGACCAUAAGAAAGUGGUUAGAUCAACAAUACCCGAGAACGUUUAAACUUUAUUUGGGGGGAAAUACCUUUAGUUGCACCUGUGAUACCAUGUAUUCCAUUAAAUGGUUAUUCACUACGAAAAUACGUUUUGACAGGUCAAAAAAAGAUUUUGAUUGUCGCCUUAGUAACGGGACAGUCAUCAAUACAUUACAUGCAAAUGAAAACUUUCAUGACCUGUUCAGUCAUUGUGACAGUGAAACCUGGCUCCAAGUUGGAAUCGGUUUGAUCGUGGCGUUCUUUGUGUGUGUCGUUCCUGUUGCUAUUAUCAUAAGUUAUAGGUGGAAAAUAACGUUUUACAUUUAUAAAAAAUUUCGACGAGUUGUAGAAAAGGGAUUGAGACAGAAAUGUCAAUAUGAUGUGUAUCUUUCUUAUGCGGAAGACAGUCAAAGUUGGGUUAUUAAUUCUUUACGUCCGAAAUUAGAGGAGACUUGGAAAAUGAAGGUUUGCAUUGGAGAUCGAGACUUUCUUGUUGGCGAGUCGAAAUCUGAAGCGAUUGCGAAUGCUAUCAGCGAAAGCAGACAUGUUAUCAAGGCCGUAGCUACCCUUGAGGCAAGAAAAGCAGACGUUAAAUGUAUUCCAGACGAACUCUGUCAUAUAUGGAAAGAUGUUAUAGAUGUAACCUGGCCUGACAAUGAAUCAGACAAUGGAUGGCAAACACUGAAGUUAGCUUUAUGGUCAGAACUGUCCUAG
Mytilus trossulus (common blue mussel) is the source of this 2639-nucleotide messenger RNA. Its product is annotated as toll-like receptor 4. The transcript is spliced from 3 exons. Gene Ontology annotation, biological process: inflammatory response; immune response; toll-like receptor signaling pathway. Gene Ontology annotation, cellular component: plasma membrane. The record is from RefSeq and is a predicted model, not a curated record. Gene Ontology annotation, molecular function: protein binding; transmembrane signaling receptor activity. NCBI's taxonomy places the organism in Eukaryota, Metazoa, Mollusca, Bivalvia, Mytilida, Mytilidae. The coding region runs from base 1143 to 2639 and encodes 498 amino acids.